Messenger RNA from Chelonus insularis, 1510 nucleotides. Its product is annotated as INO80 complex subunit B. Lineage: Eukaryota; Metazoa; Arthropoda; Insecta; Hymenoptera; Braconidae. The transcript is spliced from 4 exons. Gene Ontology annotation, cellular component: Ino80 complex. The coding region runs from base 112 to 1062 and encodes 316 amino acids. The record is from RefSeq and is a predicted model, not a curated record. Gene Ontology annotation, biological process: chromatin remodeling.
UAGAAAUGAAAUUAACAAACAAAUUUUAACGAAAAAUAAAAAAUAAUUAAUUUUCAAUAAUAAAUGAAUAACAUUACUAAAAUUUCGUGAUAAAUAAUAAUAGAUAUAAGAAUGGGGAAACCAAAAGUACAGAAUUCAAAUACAGAUUUAAAUAUUGAAUCAAAUGUCUCAUCACAAAAAAGGCAUAAAAAGCAUAAACACAAAAAACACAAGAAGAAAAAAAUACUUCAUGCAUCGGAAGCAUCAAUAAUUGCAACAACCAUUUCAAAUAAUGAAAUCAUAGAGAAGAAAAAAAUAGUUAAUAAAUCUCGAUCUAAGAAAGAUGAAGAUAAAGGAGUGGAAAAACCUCGUGACAAAACACCUAAAAGCUCUCAUGCAGCAACUGGAACGAAUACAUCAACAUCUCCAAAAGUGGCAUCGAAGAAGAAGGUUUCAAAAAGUGGAAAUCGAAAAGAUAGUGGAACUAGUAGUGAAGAAGAACGUUGGCUGGACGCAAUAGAAUCAGGAAAACUUGAAGAAGUAGAUGAUGAACUCAAAAAAAUAAAACCUAAAGAUCCAAAGUUGAUGACAGCUCGACAGAGAGCAAUGUUUGAACGUAAAACUGAUACGGAACCGAAUCCUGGAGUAGAGCAAUUGGUAUCGUUGCCAACAGGAUACAAAGAAAAAGUAAUGACAGCGGAAGCAAUACAAAAAGCUGCUUUGAAAUCAUUGAAACGGAAACAACUUGCUGAUGAAAAAAGAGAGAAAGAUAAGAAAAAAACGAUGGAAAGAUUAUUAAAAAAGCAAGAAUCCAAGAUGUCUAAACUAGCAGGAAAAGGCAAACCAUCAAAACGACAGGUUCCAUUAAUGACAUAUACAUUAACAGUCGAUGGAAGUUCAAUAUCUCUUCCACCAGGCAUGGAUUUUCCACUUUCUGCAUCCAAAGCCAAGGAAACACCAGGAAUUAAAUUCUGUGGCGUUCAAAAUUGUCCGAAUCCAAAAAAAUAUGCUUGUUCAAGGACGGGCAUUCCUCUAUGUAGUCUAGAGUGUUAUAAAGCUAAUUUAGCUGCAAUUUUAGCUUAAUUUAUUCUAACAUAGGAUUAAAUAAAUUAAAUUUUAUUAUAAUAGUCCUUGUAUUUUUUUAAUUCUUAUUGUUAUUUAUAAUUAUUCAUGUUUCUUUAGAGUUUAUUACAAUCUAUUACUAUUAUUACAUCAGCAUUGAUAACAACCAUUUGUAGAUGAACAUCAAUUUUAAGACUUGCUUGACCUAAUUUUUAUUUGAUGCCAUCCGUAACCGCUAAUGAAAAAUAGUAACCUUGCAGAAUAUUAUAAACCGUAACAUUUAGUAACUUGUUUCUUACUGUAAAUAUAUCAUUUUUUAAUAGCAUGGUCAACAUUCAGUAAAUUAAAUUAGGUAGUAGAGAGUAAUACUUGAACUUUGCAAAAACGUAUCCAAAAAUUAUGGAAAGUUUAGGAUUUUUAAAACUCAAACGAUUGAAAUUAUUUAAAUAAAACAUCUAUUGAAGUACAA